Messenger RNA from Struthio camelus australis, 1120 nucleotides. The record is from RefSeq and is a predicted model, not a curated record. NCBI's taxonomy places the organism in Eukaryota, Metazoa, Chordata, Aves, Struthioniformes, Struthionidae.
CAUCGGACACGCUGCUUGAAGAGCUUGCUGAAAAAUGUGUCGGUAAGAUGAAAAAGCGCUCCGAGUUCCUGCCUGUGCCUGGGUCCUGACAGCGUCUGAGCUUGUGCCAGGCAGUACCCAAGCUCCCGUGCCUUCCCUCAGAAUUCGCCCACCAGCCAGGCGGCACGCCUUGCUCGCUCGCAGAGUGGGAUGCUUCUGCCUACGUCCCUUCCCUUGUCUCCCACAACGCGGAAGGGUUUGCGGGGCAUCCUCCUCAGGAGCAAAGUUUUGCUCAGAGGGCUACUUCCGCCGCACCGGCUAUAGGGCGCUGGGCCUCCCAGAACGGGAGUUCCCCACCACGGAACGCCUCUGCGGGGCAGGACCUCUUUUCCCGCUGUCCCUGGAACUCUUCCCCUUCGGGCCACAUGCCCGGACUUUGGCAGUGUCCCUUGGCAAAGCCUGUCCUUGACUCCUCUGUGCUGCCUGAGACUGACGGACCUUUUGAUUCUGGUCUGCUGAAUUAGGAUACUGUGGGGCCGAUAUUCAAGCCCUCUGCGCUGAAGCUGCCCUCUGUGCUCUCCAUCGCCACUAUCCCCACAUCUACACAAGCAGUCAGAAGCUGCAGAUCGACGUGGCUGCCGUUGAAAUCACAGCAACGGAUUUUGCGGUGGCUAUGCAGAAGACUGCACCCGCUUCACAGAGGGCCGUGGCUUCCCCUGGACAACCACUCCCACUCAUUUCCAAGCCUCUGCUUCAGAACACGCUAGAGAGGCUCCUAAAAGGCGUGCAGAGGGGAUUUCCCCAUGCAGCCCUUGCACUCCAGAAGCACCAACAGCCAGAAAACGACUGCCUGGAGAGGGAGGGCGAGUCACCUUCUGGACAACAAAAAGAAACCUUCCUUAACUUGAACAGCUCUUCUCCUAGCAAUGCUUGCGGCCAGCCAGCAUGUCACAGGCCCAGGUUCCUGAUAGCUGGAGAGCCCGGCUACGGGCAAACUUCUCACUUGGCGCCUGCACUAAUACACGCGCUGGAGAGGUUUGCCGUUCAUGUGCUGGACCUGCCGGCUCUCUUUGCUAGCAGCACGUCACCUGAAGAAAGAUGCACCCAGGUACCACUUCUCUCUGCAGGCUCCCAGGAUUAA